Vigna unguiculata (cowpea) is the source of this 1727-nucleotide messenger RNA. RefSeq lists its product as uncharacterized. Gene Ontology annotation, biological process: DNA repair; protein K63-linked deubiquitination. Gene Ontology annotation, molecular function: metallopeptidase activity; protein binding; cysteine-type deubiquitinase activity. The record is from RefSeq and is a predicted model, not a curated record. Gene Ontology annotation, cellular component: BRCA1-A complex; BRISC complex. Lineage: Eukaryota; Viridiplantae; Streptophyta; Magnoliopsida; Fabales; Fabaceae.
AAUAAUCAAGAACGAAGAAGAAAAGAAGAAGAAAGAAGAAGAGGUAGAGAAGCUAAAGUUUGUGUUUGUCGAGUGGUGGGUGAGGUUUUGUUGGGCGGAGAAGAAAGAUAAAGAAAGAAGAGAGAGCAAUUCGGAAUCGGUGGGGUCUACGAGCAUCGAAGAGAAGAAGAAAGAAUCAAUUGAAUCGAAAAAAAAAUGUCUCUAACUAGCGUGAAGAUGUCGGAAGAAGUGUGGUUAAGUUGCCUCACUCAUGCAUUGUCCACUGAAACCGAAGAGAUUAUGGGUCUUCUUCUCGGGGACAUUCAGCAUUCGAAAAACGGGAACGUGACUGCAUUGAUCUGGGGGGCGUCUCCUCAGACGAGGUCUGAUCGGCAGAAGGAUCGGGUGGAAACCAACCCUGAGCUGCUGGCCGCCGCUUCUGCCCACGCUGACCGAAUGACCGUCGCCACCGGAACGACGACAAGGGUUAUCGGUUGGUACCAUUCGCACCCUCACAUUACAGUUCUCCCUUCCCAUGUUGAUGUACGCACCCAGGCAAUGUAUCAGCUUCUUGACACUGGAUUUAUUGGCUUGAUUUUUUCCUGUUACAGUGAAGAUGCAAACAAGGUUGGAAGAAUUCAAGUAAUUGCUUUCCAGUCAACUGAUGGGAAGCAGAAUCACACAUCAAGACCUAUACCCUUGUCUCCUGUAAAUAGAAGCUCUAUUAUUGAUAUCGAUUCUUCGCCAAGUUCCUCGGAGAAUUUAUCAUUGAGACCUGGUUACUUCAAGGCAGAGAGCCCUGUGCAGGACACUGGUGAUUCAACAAGUGUCGGUGCUAGUAAGGACGGUGGGAGAUCAGACUUGGGGAAUUUCUUUGCUAAUGCUGAUGCCAACUACCAUCCCAACAAUUCAGACAUUAACUUAGUUGAUGUUGAUCCCAUGGAUAUGUCAGAUAGUAUGCAAGAGGCCAUGCAUCGUUCAAAUUUGGACAUGAGAGGUGCACAGAACGUAAGAAAAGAAGUUCCCCUUCAUGUUGUGCCAGCCUUGUCUAUACUCAACCUUGAUUCGCCAUUAUCAUCAUACGCAGAUCUGCAAAAUGUACUAUUUGAAGAGGAGCGAAGUGCAUAUAAUCAGGCCAUCUCACAAAAUAUGAGGGAUGGGAAAGUGCAUCCUCUGACUUUUAUACACCACACUUCUACUUAUCAGGCUUCCCUGUGCAAGUUGAUUGAAUACUGUUUAAGUCCUGCUAUAAGUACGCUUCAAGAUCGACUGAGAGAUAAUCAAAUUCGGCUAUCAGUUCUGAGUGAAGAAGCCAAAAGUCUGGAGGCUGAGUCAUAUAAUAGAGGUAGCGAAGCAAGUACUGGAUCUCCUCGACAAGUUGCAUCUCCUACACACCGAGGAGGUUCCUCUCCUGGUCUGAGAAAUUUGCACGGUUCACCGGAAUCAUCAGGUUCUAGGAAGGUGGCAAGUCCUGGUAGCCGGAGCAGAAAAGGAUAUUGAAGUGAAAACUCUAUUUUGAAGUAAUGCUUCAACCAAUAUAAUCGAUGAUGGUGAUUUACGAUUGUUUUCCUAAAAUGGGAUGUUUAAUAGGUAGAAUGUACAUGGAAAUGGUAUUGCCUCAGUUGAAAUGAUGCUAGAUGAUGUAUUCUGCUAGUAAUAGAGUAAAAAUGGCGGUUUGGUGAUUUCUUUCAUUUUGAAGAACACAUUAUUGAAAUUAUCAAAUGGCAUUCACGGUUGGAUUAAAAGCA